Cutaneotrichosporon cavernicola is the source of this 681-nucleotide messenger RNA. RefSeq lists its product as uncharacterized. The record is from RefSeq and is a predicted model, not a curated record. Gene Ontology annotation, biological process: maturation of LSU-rRNA; translation. Gene Ontology annotation, cellular component: cytosolic large ribosomal subunit. Lineage: Eukaryota; Fungi; Basidiomycota; Tremellomycetes; Trichosporonales; Trichosporonaceae. Bases 1 to 681 code for a protein of 226 amino acids. The transcript is spliced from 4 exons. Gene Ontology annotation, molecular function: RNA binding; structural constituent of ribosome.
AUGAGCAAGCUCCAGGCUUCUAGCGUGCGUUCGUCCAUCAAGGUCCUCCUCAAGGAGUCCUCGCUCGAGGGCCAGCGUGAGGGCCUCGGCAAGAAGCGUAACUUCGUCGAGACCAUCGAGCUCCAGAUUGGCCUCAAGAACUACGACCCCCAGCGUGACAAGCGUUUCUCGGGCACUGUCAAGCUUCCCAACGUCCCCCGCCCCCGCAUGCAGCUCUGCAUUCUCGCCGACGCCAUGGACGUCGACCGUGCUAAGCAGCUCGACGAGGAGCUCGCGUUCAUGACCGUUGAGGACCUCAAGAAGCUCAACAAGAACAAGAAGCUCGUCAAGAAGCUCGCCCAGAAGUACGACGCCUUCCUCGCUUCGGAGGCCCUCAUCAAGCAGAUCCCCCGUCUCCUCGGUCCCGGUCUCUCCAAGGCGGGCAAGUUCCCUACCCCCGUUUCGCACUCCGAGGACCUCGCCCGCAAGGUUGUCGAGGUCAAGAGCACCAUCAAGUUCCAGCUUAAGAAGGUGCUCUGCCUCGGUGUCGCUGUCGGCCACGUCGACAUGGAGGAGGACCAGAUCAUGCAGAACACUAUGCUUUCGAUCAACUUCCUCAUCUCGCUUCUUAAGAAGCAGUGGCAGAACGUCGGCUCGCUCCACCUCAAGUCGACCAUGGGCAAGCCCCAGCGCCUCUACUAA